AUAAUUGCCAUUUCCUCCACCCACCAAGCCAGCAAUCAGCCACCGCCGGUGGGGAUGGAGCUAUAUAAGUGCCAGCCAUGCCAGAAUUGAUUCAUUCUUGUACAUUGAGUGUUUAAGUGGAAACUCUGUCCAAUUUUGAUUUCAUUGUUCAAUGUUGUAAAAAUAAAUACUGUGUGAAAACUCUGCAUAACUUUUAUUUGAGCUGUUACAAUCAGAAGUGGUACGAAUAAAAUGAAAAGACGACAUAAUAAAAUAUCUACGUCACAACGACAAAGUGAACAGUCGGAAUCGGAUGAUGAUUCAGGAUCCAGUACACCACCUGCAAGGAAGUUGUUAAAAAAAUUACUGGAAAAAAAUGUUCAGCAAGCUGUACAGGAUCUUCAAGAUGAUGAGCCCUCCAUAAGCAAAUCUAAACAUCACCGUGCCGCUUCUUUGAUUCCAGAAUUCGAUCCGGAUGUAGAAGAAUAUACUAUUGCAGCCUGGAUUAAGAAAGUAGAUCAAAUCGGAGAUAUUCAUGGAUGGAAUGACGAAAUAAAAUCUUUCUACUUGCAAGACAAAUUACGAGGUCAAGCAAAAAAAUGGUACAAUCGUCUAGACAAUUACGAUUACUCGUAUAUCGAGUGGAAGGAAAUGUUGUUGCGUGCUUUUCCUAAACACAGGGACUACGGUGGUAUGCUAGAAGAAUUAUUACGUCGUAAAAAACUACCCACAGAGUCCAUGACAAAAUAUUAUCAAGAUAAAAUUGCCCUGUGCUUUCGAUGUAAAUUAUCUGACAACGCUAGCGUUUCUUGUAUUAUUCGCGGCCUUCCAAUAUCCUUGCAAGCAAAUGCGAGAGCUUUUCAGUGUCAAACCCCAGGUGAGCUUUACGAAGGAUUUUUGUGUGCCCUUGAUGAUUAUAAUGCUACAUCACAUGAUCCUGGAUGGCAAAAAACGAAUCGGCAAGUAAUUGAUAAGAAAAUCUUUGCAAAUCCAGAAACUGAUCCGUGCCCAAGAUGUAAAAAGACUGGUCAUUUACUGCGAAAUUGUAGCCUACCAGAUACUCGCACUUGUUUUAAGUGUGGUAAACAGGGGCAUAUAGCAUUACGUUGUCCAUCUUCUUCAUUAAAUAAUAAGAUUACAAACACCAGCAAUAGCACAAAGGAAAUAAACUUAUUGAGUCAGUACAGCGAUAAUGUUUACAAGAAAAUAGCAAAAAUUAACGGCGUCCAUGUCAAAGCUUAUAUUGAUACCGGGAGCCAAGUUAACGUACUAAAUCAGCAAGUCGCAAGUGCAUUAUCCCUAGAAAUCAAACCUACAAGUGUAGUGCUAAAAGGUUUUUCAGGUGGAUUGACAACUAGCCAAGGAGAAGUAGAUUUUCAGCUAGAAAUUGAUGGGAUAACUAUGCAGUGUCAAGCUCAUCUUUCCAGCAUAAAUAUGAAUGGAGUAAAUCUACUAAUCGGACAGCCAAUAAUCAACAGCAAUGGAAUAACUUUAACUAUUAGCAGAUGCGUAGCAAAUUUCGAAUAUGUUUCUAAUUCCGUUUGCGAAACCGAAGCUGUUGAAGAGAAUAACAAAUUCAAGGUUGUAACUACCAGUGAGGAGCGUCUACCGCCAGGUGCUUCUAUAGUUCGUGUUCAAGUUUUAGGAAAUAGAAGAGAUAACGAUGUAGUGACUCCGCCACGACACUAUAACCUGCACGGUGUUUCCUUCUCUCUGCCCGCGACCCUGAUGCGUGGUGAGGAGGGCUACAUCAAAGUCGUUAACAUGGGCUCCGAGACUAUUGUGUGGCCAAAAGGAGAAGUGCUGACAAGAGCUGAAAGCUGUGAGGAGCCACACCGUCUGCAGCCAGUAAGCCAGAGUAUAGGCCAGGAGAACGUAUGCAACAUGUUGACGCGCUUAGUAGACAUCCUGUGGAUACCGUGA
This is a messenger RNA of Aricia agestis (brown argus), 1902 nucleotides long. RefSeq lists its product as uncharacterized. NCBI's taxonomy places the organism in Eukaryota, Metazoa, Arthropoda, Insecta, Lepidoptera, Lycaenidae. The transcript has 2 exons. The record is from RefSeq and is a predicted model, not a curated record. Bases 232 to 1902 code for a protein of 556 amino acids. Gene Ontology annotation, molecular function: zinc ion binding; nucleic acid binding.